Tetrahymena thermophila SB210 is the source of this 162-nucleotide messenger RNA. RefSeq lists its product as hypothetical. The transcript has 2 exons. The record is from RefSeq and is a predicted model, not a curated record. NCBI's taxonomy places the organism in Eukaryota, Ciliophora, Oligohymenophorea, Hymenostomatida, Tetrahymenidae.
AUGCCAAAAAGUGUUUAGAAUGAGUCUAACAUAUUGAUGAUAUCAGGUUAUUAAACAAGCACACAUAAUUUAACAAUUAAAGAAUGCAUCAUAAAAUAAUAAAGUAUAAAUAACCUAUUGAUUAAUUAAAUAAUAACAAAAUUAUUGUUAUAUAUUGCAUGA